UUCUCUUACAACUCUUAUAAACUUACAAAUCACAAACUUUUGAUCCUCUGCCUCUGCUUUCUUCUUGCCUUAUCCGCAGCAUCACUAUCCCUCUCUUUGGCUGCUUCCCACGAUUUCUCCAUCGUUGGAUAUGCCCCUGAGGAUUUGGAGUCUCACGAAAAACUCAUUGAACUCUUCGAAAACUGGCUCUCCAACUUCGAGAAAGCUUACGAAACCGUAGAAGAGAAGUUACUUAGGUUCGAAGUUUUCAAGGAUAAUCUGAAACACAUCGAUGAGACCAACAAGAAAGCCAAAAGCUACUGGCUUGGUCUCAACGAGUUUGCUGAUUUGAGCCACGAAGAGUUCAAGAGUAAGUACUUGGGACUCGAGACUGAUAUAGUAAAACGCCAAGAUAAUGAAAGAUCUUACCAAGAGUUUGCUUAUAAGGACGUCGAGUCUUUGCCUAAAUCUGUUGACUGGAGAAAGAAAGGAGCCGUUAGCUAUGUCAAGAACCAAGGCUCUUGCGGAAUUUGUUGGGCGUUUUCGACAGUAGCUGCAGUGGAAGGAAUAAACAAGAUUGUGACUGGAAACCUGACAACACUGUCUGAACAAGAACUCAUAGACUGUGACACAACCUACAACAAUGGCUGCAACGGUGGUCUGAUGGACUAUGCUUUUGACUACAUUGUCAGAAACGGAGGUCUUCGCAAGGAAGAGGAUUAUCCUUACUCCAUGGAAGAAGGAACAUGCGAGACGCAAAAGGAUGAAUCUGAAACGGUGACUAUCAACGGACACCAAGAUGUACCUACCAAUGACGAGAAGAGUCUCUUGAAGGCAUUGGCUCAUCAGCCUCUCAGUGUUGCCAUUGAUGCUUCUGGUAGAGAGUUCCAGUUCUAUAGCGGCGUAAGUACACUAUUGAGUAUCUAGCCUCUAAAUUGGUUACGGUUUAUUAACAGAUUUAACUAGUAACAAACCCUAGUGCUUCGGUGAGAUUAACA
This is a messenger RNA of Raphanus sativus (radish), 977 nucleotides long. RefSeq names its product cysteine protease XCP2. NCBI's taxonomy places the organism in Eukaryota, Viridiplantae, Streptophyta, Magnoliopsida, Brassicales, Brassicaceae. Gene Ontology annotation, cellular component: lysosome. The annotation marks the transcript as partial. The record is from RefSeq and is a predicted model, not a curated record. The transcript is spliced from 2 exons. Gene Ontology annotation, molecular function: cysteine-type endopeptidase activity.